Molecule: messenger RNA, 987 nt
Organism: Hyaloscypha bicolor E
Lineage: Eukaryota; Fungi; Ascomycota; Leotiomycetes; Helotiales; Hyaloscyphaceae
Product: alpha/beta-hydrolase
Exons: 1
Coding region: 1-987 (328 amino acids)
Cellular component (GO): lysosome
Molecular function (GO): thiolester hydrolase activity; palmitoyl hydrolase activity
Source: RefSeq, a predicted model, not a curated record
AUGGCCAAACUCACCACAGUUCUCUCCAUCCUCGCAACGUUACCCCUCAUCAGCUCCUCGAUUCUCCCAAUAAAACAUAAACAACUUCCCCUCUCAGACGACGAUGACAACGACACACCUCUCCCUCUGAUAAUAUGGCACGGCCUGGGUGAUAACUACGCAGCAGACGGCCUCGCAGAGAUCGCUUCACUCGCAGAGGAUGUAAAUCCGGGAACUCUAACCUACAUAAUCCGCAUCGAUGACGACGCUUCAGCAGACCGCUCUGCCACAUUCUUUGGCAACCUAACCCUUCAAAUCGAGAAAGUCUGCGCCGACCUAACAGCCCAUCCAAUCUUAUCAACAGCACCAGCAGUUGAUGCUUUGGGAUUCUCUCAAGGCGGACAAUUUCUCAGAGGGUAUAUUGAAAGGUGCAACUUCCCACCGGUUCGAAGCCUUGUAACAUUCGGAAGUCAGCACAACGGUAUCUCAGAAUUCCAGAAAUGUGGCAGUACCGACUUCCUCUGCCGCGGAGCUCAAGGCCUUCUGCGGUCCAGCACUUGGUCUGCUUUCGUCCAAUCGCGCUUGGUUCCUGCACAGUACUUCCGCGAUCCAAAUCAAUACGAACAAUAUCUUGAGUUUUCGAACUUCUUAGCAGAUAUCAACAAUGAACGAGAAGUCAAGAAUCAAACUUACAAGGAAAACUUGGAGAAGCUGGAGAGGUUCGUGAUGUAUGUGUUCGAGGACGAUGAGACGGUUAUACCGAAGGAGACCAGCUGGUUUGCAGAGGUCAACGGUACGGAUGUGACGCUGUUGAGGGAUAGGGCGAUUUAUAAAGAAGACUGGCUUGGGUUGAAGACGCUGGAUAAGAAGGGUGCGUUGAAGUUUGAGAUGACGGCGGGAGGACAUAUGAGUUUGAGUGACAACUUGUUGAAGAAGGUCUUUUCAGACAACUACGGACCAUACGGUAGGAAACUUGGGGGAAGUGAGCAAAGCAAGGAGGACUUGUAG